AUGUCUCUGCUCUUUUCUACGCCACCAGAAUCGGUUGUGAUCUCCAAAUACAGAAAACAGAAAUCCUUGUCUCACAUUUCUAGCCAUAAAUAUGUGUCUCUGUGUCAUUUUCACCUUUUAAAAUUUCUUUCUUUCUUCUUUCCUUCUUUCUUUCUUUCUUUCUUUUUUCUUUCUUCUUUCUUCUUUCUUUCUUUCUUCCAUUCUUUCUUUCAUUCUUUCUUCUUUCUUUCUUUCAUUCUUUCUUUCUUUCUUUCUUUCUUCUUUAUUUCUUUCUUUCUUUCUUUUUUUUUCCUUCUUUUUCUUUCUUUCUUUUUCUUUCCUUCUUCUUUCUUUCUUUAUUUCUUCUUUCUUUCUUUCAUUCUUUCUUCUUUCUUUCUUUCUUUCUUUCAUUCUUUUUUCUUUCUUUCUUUUUUAUUUCCUUCUUCUUUCUUUCUUUCUUCUUUCAUUCUUUCUUCUUUCUUUCUUUCUUCUUUCUUUCUUUCAUUCUUUCUUCUUUCUUUCUUUCUUUCUGGUCUGUUAGAAAUGGCGCUGUAUCGUUUCCUGUCUUUUAAUUGCAAACACGAAACCAAUCUCGAACAAGAACCCUCUCUCUCUCUCUCUCUCUCUCUCUAUCUAUCUAUCUAUCUAUCUAUCUAUCUAUCUCUCUUUUCGUCUUAUCUCUCAUUCUACUACCUUUCUCUCGUUCUUUUUGUCGUCUUUUUUUUAUUUUCUUUACUCUCUUUUUCUCACUUUCUCUAUCGCUCUCUCCAUCGCUUGUCUUUUUUCGGAGUCUUUUCUCUUACACACAAUUCUCAUUUUGGUCUUUCUCUCUUCCAUAUUCUCAUUCAUAAUCUUUUCUAUUUCUCUGUUUCUCUUUCUCCCUCUUCCACUCUCAAUUGCUCUUUUUCUACGACAUUUCUACUUUUUUUCUCUUUUUAUUUCUCUCUCACUUUCUCUCUAUCUCAUUCUCUCUCUCUCUCAUUCUUUUUCUGCGUCUUAUUGUUUACUCUCUAUAUCUUUUUCUCUAUUGUUCUUUUCCUUCGUUUUUUUUUUUUGUUUUUUUUAGUCUCUUUUUCUCUCGCUAUUUAUCGUUGUCGCUUCUAUUUCUUUUCCUCUCUGUAUCUAUCCACCCCGUUGUCUGUCUUUUAG
Molecule: messenger RNA, 1128 nt
Organism: Acanthosepion pharaonis
Lineage: Eukaryota; Metazoa; Mollusca; Cephalopoda; Sepiida; Sepiidae
Source: the annotation of a GenBank genome assembly